GGCGGCGCUCAGGCCCGGCCCGGCCCCGCCCGAUGCCCAUGAGCGCGAACACCAUGAUCUUCAUGAUUCUGGGGGCGUCGAUCGUGAUGGCCAUCGCGUGCUUGAUGGACAUGAACGCGCUGCUGGACCGAUUCCACAACUACAUCCUCCCGCACCUGCGGGGCGAGGACCGCGUCUGCCACUGCAACUGCGGCCGGCACCACGUCCACUACGUGAUCCCGUACGACGGGGACCAGUCGGUGGUGGGCGCUUCGGAGAACUACUUUGUGACGGGCAAUGUGACCAAGCAGGAGAUGGACCUCAUGCUGGGGUUGCUGCUAGGCUUCCUCAUCAGCUGGCUCCUGGUGUGGACGGACGGCGUGCUGCACCGUGCCGCGCGCGCCUGGAGGGCCGGCCGGCACCACGAUGGCUCGUGGGCCUGGCUGCCACGGCUGUGCAGUCUGCGGGAGCUGGGCCGGAGGCCACACAGGCCCUUCGAGGAGCCAGCCGGGAACAUGGUGCACGUGAAGCAGAAGCUCUACCACAACGGCCACCCCAGCCCGCGGCACCUGUGAGCCGCGCACGGGACUCUCGGGGCCACUGUGCAGAUGCAAAAGGGACCUUGUGGACGCCCACCCAGCUGGAUGGGACUGCGGCCUCAAGCCCAGUGCGUCCUGGGCUGUGGCCAGCUGGGUUAUGGCCAGUGGGCGUGUCCAGCAGGUGCUGUCUCCUCUUUUUAUAAAGGGUGUUGGGUGGGGGCUGGGGUGGGGCCGGCCACCAGGCCUCCGGGGCAGCAGCCUGACCACAACAGUGGGCAAAACACAGAGCCAGGCUCUGCUAAGGAGGGGCUGGGGCUGCGGGUGGAGGGGCAUCGGUAGGAACAGGCCUGGCCUGCUUCACACCAGCCUGAGGCCUCAUCGGGUAGAAUACUGUUUCCUGUGCACCUGUUGUCCAUCUGGGAGAGGCAGCAGGGUCUGUGCCCAUCUGCACAAGGGAGCAUGUGCAUGGGG
This is a messenger RNA of Dipodomys spectabilis (banner-tailed kangaroo rat), 989 nucleotides long. It is a transcript of the gene Tmem240, whose product is annotated as transmembrane protein 240. Lineage: Eukaryota; Metazoa; Chordata; Mammalia; Rodentia; Heteromyidae. The record is from RefSeq and is a predicted model, not a curated record. Bases 33 to 554 code for a protein of 173 amino acids. The transcript is spliced from 4 exons.